AUGUCCCAACUCAACUACCGCACGAUCAACAUCGACGCUCUGGACCCGGAGUCCUCAACCAACUUCCCCAUGGACUCCCUCCUCCCGGCAACCCUCCCCCAAUCCGAGUCCGCCAGUGACGCCGCCAACGUAGCGACCCAGGUGCGCCAGCUGCUGCGCGGCGGCGACCCUGAAGGCGCGCUCCGCACUGUCCUCGGUACAGCGCCGUUGGGCGGCGAUGACCGCGCUAAGGAGGUGCACCUUGCUACUGUUAUUGAUGUCCUGCAGGGCAUUCGGCAGGGCGAGAUGACGAGAAUCCUUGAGGGUGUUUGCAGUGGGGAUGGAGGUGCUGAGCGCGCUGAUUGUUUGAUGAAGUAUCUGUACAAGGGUAUGUCCUCGUCUGCUCCUGGUUCUGGUGCCCAGUCCCCGCGGAAGAACGUUUCACCUCAGGAUACUGGGUUCUCGCAGAUCCAAGCUCGCAACUUGGGUGAAGGUGGCGGUGGUCAGCAAAUGAGUGUUUUGCUUAGCUGGCACGAGAAGUUGGUCGAGUUGGCUGGUACUGGGUCUAUUGUUCGGGUCAUGACGGACCGCAGGACGGUUUGA
Penicillium antarcticum is the source of this 582-nucleotide messenger RNA. Its product is annotated as actin-related protein 2/3 complex subunit 5 family protein. Gene Ontology annotation, molecular function: actin filament binding. Gene Ontology annotation, cellular component: cytoplasm; Arp2/3 protein complex; actin cytoskeleton. Gene Ontology annotation, biological process: Arp2/3 complex-mediated actin nucleation; regulation of actin filament polymerization. The transcript is spliced from 2 exons. The coding region runs from base 1 to 582 and encodes 193 amino acids. Lineage: Eukaryota; Fungi; Ascomycota; Eurotiomycetes; Eurotiales; Aspergillaceae. The record is from RefSeq and is a predicted model, not a curated record.